UCAACAUGGCACAACUACAAGUGAAUACUGCGUCACGCUCCAGAACUGUUGCCCUAUCCAUUUUCCCUUUAAAAAUGUUGUGGGCCACAAUCUUCUUGCAAAUGCAAGAAUGGUCGCGUAGUUUACACUCUAGGACGGAUCCUCUUGUAGGCUUUUUUACAACACCGCAUGGUUUUAUGCCUCCUGGAGGUGUGAGUGCUGCGCGUCGCGGGAGGGGGAGCAGGAGGAGCAGAAAAAGAAAAAAUAAAGACGAAAAGAAGCGUGGCGAAGGCGAAGCAGGCGCGCGAGGGAAACGACAGUGGGUCCCGGUCGAGACAAGAAGACUGAUGGAGGACAUUGAGCUUCAAGCGCUAAGAAGCUGGUAUGUUAAAACAGUUUUAAUACCUGCGGAAGGGGACGAUCUUCAAGGUCAACAACUACACCGCCAGCAACAUCAGCCUGGUGUUGUUGAGGAGAGCAUCAAGGAGUUUGAGACGCGCGCGUUUUUGGUCUACAAGCGCAUGAUGCCGGCCGCGGUCCUAGUGAGGAAGGGGAACCUCGUCUGGCCGGAGUUAAUGAAAUCCCCCCGCUCGGACAAGAUCGACUUCGACAUCGAAGGAUCCUACUGCCCCCCAAAAGAAAUCAAAGCCAUGUUAGCAGACGUUAAACGCACGAUGUGGCAUGAGGAAUUCGCGAAAGAACAAGACUUCCGGCGUUUUUUUGUCGCCCCCCGUAAUCCUGCUGAGGAGAUGAAAUUGAAUUUGAAACAAGUGUACCAGGACUUGGUCAAGGUCGUCUUGCUGUCCGCGUGCUCCGAAUGGUAUUAUCGGCAGGUUUAUGCUGAGCAAGACACUACAGGUGAAGUAGAACACGCGGCGGUCGCACACGACCAGCAGGUCUUUGAAUUCUAUUCGCAAGCGGACGUCUACCUGGCAGAAACGGUCCUUUGGGAUGCAUUGCUGGCUGGAGUUCGACGCACCCCCGUGCUGCAAGGAGUAAGAACACAGGAGGACCUCCAGCAAGACGCUCUGGUGAUGCUACUUGUGGGCAGCCUCGAGGCAGUAGAGAAAUACCUCGCAUGGGCGUUGGGUAGAAAUCACGACAGCGGCGUCGACGGGCACAGGCACUGGGCUGCUUCUGCUCCUGGUCCUGCUCCACUUCUGCCGCCGCUGGUCGUGAAACACGAGGGUGAGAAGGUACUUCGAAGGGAACUAGAAGCAAGGGGUGAAAAGUUGAUCAAUGAAAAAUGGCGGACGGUGCUGUCGCGAAAACUGCCGAGAGAGUAUCUCGAGGAGAUGGGGAAACUUUUUCAAGAAGCCUUCGACGAGUACGACAGCACUAUCGAUCACUCCGAUGCUGCUUUGGAAACGUUUUGGGAAGUUCAAUGGCGCGGGUUUGUGCAAUCGCAGGUCUUUAGCUUCGUGGAUCCCAAGAAGCUCAUUGGAUCCGGGCUUCUCAACAAGAUUCUGCAGCACGUGCAGAAAACCCAGAACCCAGUGUUGGUGUCCGUUGCCCUGGCACUGAGCUUGGCUCCCCAUGUGCAGCUGGACAGGACGCCACCUGGUUUCGAUGUAUCUGAUCCACCACCUACAAUGGCCAUUUAUAACUGGAACAGAAUGCCGACGCGAGCCAGCUUUGCGCAUAUGACCGAAAGGAAAUUGAAAACGGAAGUCGUUCCCGCUUUGGAAGGGUAUGUUUCCCGCUUUCUCACAGGUGUUGAAAAUCAUGGCAUCCAUGCGCGGCCGGAGCACGGCGCUAGCAGUGCAGUGCAAAAGUUUGUGAAGAGGAUCCUGGAGAAGGUGGACAGGAUGAUGAAGAAAGACGAGCUCCGAGCCGAGUUGUUUGAGGCUUUUAAGGCUGGUGGUAAUGGUGCUCCGCGCGAGUGGUUAGCACGAGCUGAUUUGUUGCGGUUCGCGUUGUAGUUCUCAAAGCUAUAAAAUCCACGCGCAGCAUCGGCCUGCAGCACCUCUAUCCCAGUGCGCAAUUUUGUGCAGAGCCUGCAAGCGGGAGAACGAUCACGCAGACGCACUAAAGCAAUGCGCACUUCUACAGAGCCCCCCUUUCAUGAUAUGUUUGUAUGAGCUUUAUUAAGUAAUUUAUGCGAACGAAAAGACAGCAGGCAGAAUUAUUUCUCAUGCGGCGAAGCUCUUACACCGCAUUAUGCUGUUUUGUGUGCACGGGAGUCACAGUGGCGUUGGCGUACGAAAGAAACAGCCGCAGCUCCCAACAAGCCACGAGGGCAUCGCGAAAUUUUAUCUGACAGUUUUAUAUCAAAUGCAAAAAUGUCUGGGUCAGGAAGAUUGCGAGAUUUGUCAUGCACAUUUUGCAUGACUCCUGAUGUCUGUGAUGCAUGCCCUAGGAUCAGAAAUUUUUUGAGGGCUUUCUGAUGCGUAUCCUGAAUGACAAAUGCCCUCUCCGUGUAGCACAAAAUCGAAUCCUCUAGCUAGUCAUGCAACACAGAUUCUCUUAGAAUCCGAAGACAGCAUCAGAAGUUGCAUCCUUCCAGACCCAGACAUUUUUACAAUCCAUAUUUUAAACGAACUCGAGCUCCGAGCUGUAGCUUGAAACUCCGAGCUGGCAACUUGAAACUCCGAGAUGCAGCUUGAAACGUAAAUGAUGAUGAUGAUGAUGAUGACAACGUACCUCUACCUGGUAGGCACGCAACAGCAUCUGCUAGAGGGCAAGAUGCGUGAUGUGCGGCGCGUUGAGCUCGCAGCUGAGGCUGCUGCACGUCUAAAGACCGUGGCAUAAUUUAUCAAAAUGACGCUAGCAGCUUGAACCGCAUUGAUGCAGCCAUCAGGAACAGGGAAU
Amoebophrya sp. A120 is the source of this 2790-nucleotide messenger RNA. The record is from the annotation of a GenBank genome assembly. Lineage: Eukaryota; Dinophyceae; Syndiniales; Amoebophryaceae.